AUGUACAAUGCAUACUACAAAGGUUAUGCUCGACUGUCGAAUACGCAAUUUAUCGGCUACGGACAAUUGGCUGAUGGUUACAAUAGUGAUCAGCGAUCAGGUAUUUAUAUGUAUCAUCUCGGUGAUUACAAUCCAAAUAGACCUUCUUUCAUUGAUGCUUGCUCGUUCGAUGGUGGAUUUAAUGCAGCUAUUGGUAUACGAAGCACGAAUGGCAUAUUAAUGACAAACAAUGUUAUAUACAACACAUAUCGAUCAGGCAUUGUUGUAACUGGAAUGAACAAUAUCAUUCAAAAUAAUCUCGUCACAACUGUCUACUGGGUAGGUACAGGCCAAGAUCCAUCGGUUGCUCAAUUUAGUUCGAAUUAUGAUGGUGCAAUUAUGGCUCGUGAUGCUACCAGUAUGAGAUUACGAAAUAAUUUGGUUGCGGGCGUUGAACGUUUGGCCUACCGUAUCCCUGGUGAAUCAUGUGGAGGUCAAGAUAUUUAUAUUCCACCGAAUAUAAUCAACGAAUAUUCGAAUAAUGAAGCACAUUCAGUCAUGUCUGGCGUUAACCUUUGGCCGUCGGACAAAGGAUUUACAUAUGAUCGAAUAGUCGGUUCGAUUACAAGAGAAGAUUGUGAAGAUAGAAUUAAUCCGAAUUCGAUCAAUAUUCGGUUAUCACAAAUUGCAAUACCUGGCGUAUCAGCAAACUCAUCUUCUGGUAAUGCUGGUGGUCGAUCUGGUAUAGUUUUUCCAACUAUUUCAAGAAACAACUAUAUGCCUAUUCGCUCCUGGACUGGAAUUGGUACUUAUCCUUGUCUCAAUGGUCUCAUGUUCAUCACCAAUACGACUCUUGCUUUCUUCAACGAUACUUGUGGUCGACACGAUGUAGCGAUUCAAGUGUCACAGAGCAAUGAUGAUGGACAAUUUCCAAUCGCAACAAGUUCCAUUCGUAUUCGUCGUCAAACAUCAUCUGUUCUAUUACCUAUAAAAUUACAGAUUGAACUGCGUGAUGAACCUCGCACUAGUUCGAUUGCCUCGACUGGAAUUCGAGCAGAAAUUCUAUCAAAUAUUGCUUCGACUAUCAUCAAUCGUUAUCAAGCAGGUGAAUUACAAGUGGCAUGGAGAAAUCUCAAUGUAACAAACGGUAGUUUCCCAUCUAACUUGAGUGCACAAGAACCAUUUGAUAACUCAUCAGUUGAACUGAGUAUCAUCAAUCAACUUUUACUUAUCUCACCACCGAGAGACUGUCGCCAGCAGAGUCCGUGUACGUUUCAACCAGUACUCGUGGCAUACGAUGUAGCAGGAAAUGUCAUUCAAAAGUUAGGCUCAAACGAGCGACCAUGGCAAGUGAAAGCUACUGUCGUAGGUCGACCAAAUCUCAAUUUGCCAGGUGGUAUAGCCAAUUAUUCUGAUGGACAAACACAAUACAUUCUGUUCACUCUACCGGAUAUCGGUACUCAGCAAGUUCAAUUUACUCUGAUUCAACCAGAUGGUGUCAACAGUUCAUUCUUAGCGACAACCAACCUGACUGUUCAAGCUGCUUCUGUCUCUGUGACACAAGCAGUUCUAGCUGGUCAACAAGUGAAUAAUGUUUAUGUUGUCAAUGUCAAUGAAACAUUUAGUAUCGCUGCCAUGCCAGUCGAUAAUGUUACUCGACUACGUCUGGGUCAAAUUCAAUGGGGAAGUUGGCGAUGGUCGGCUAAUGUCACUCUGUUUAGCUUGCCGAAAUUCAAUCGACACGGAUCAUUGGUCAAAAACAAUUCAUCAAGAACUAAUAUUGAUCUCGUAGCAGGUACAGUUACGGUCACUAAUUUAGCCAUCAAUGCUACCGGUAUGUAUGUGCUGCAAAUUCGAUUGGUUUCUUCAAACAACGAACAUAUCAUUGCACUACCAACGAAUGGUAUCCUCGUUAAAGAAAAUAGUGAUAAUUUUAUUACUGAAAUCGAUGCAAUCUCAAGCAACUUUACAUUUGCAGGCGACUUUGAUGCACUCAAUGCUAGCGGUGAACUUGAAAUUAUACGUGCAAUGAUCUACAAUUAUCUGAUUAGUGUUGACAUGCCUCUCAUCAGCGAUAUCAUUCUGAUGAAAGGUAGCGUGGGCGCGAUUGUUCAGGUCGACUCAGAAAAUACAAAUAUAUCAAAAGCAGUUACAAGCAUGUUAUCGGAUCCCAAUGCCAUACCGGGUUUAAAUCUUAUAAUGUUACAUAUCAAUGGUCGUUUGUACUCGCUCUCGUCUUCAUCAAGUAAUAAUCUAGCGAGUAAUGACGAUAAUUCGAAUAAUAUCGCCUUAAUUGUCGGCCUCGUCGUUGGUCUAGUUGUUGGUCUACUACUUCUGAUCGGCCUCGUUUGGGGUUAUAAUGCACGUGAACGAAUUCUUACUCGUCAUCGUCUCGGAGUAGAAACAACUGAACGCUUUCGUAUUAAUAAACCAAUCGAUGUUCGUGUACCACCUCAAGCAAUCGAAGAUUUUGCUGACUUCUUGACAUCAGAUGGUGUGAAAAUCGAAUAUACGGUUCAUAUGACUGAUAUUGGUGCAAUAAUUGAAAGGCAAAGAAUUCUACAAAAUUUACCUCAAUCAUCACCGAACACAAAUGAUUUUGCCUACGAUAAGUAUACACUAUUGAAGACAUUCAUGCAUGGAUUGAUCAAAUCGUUGCAACGUAUCCGGACAUGGUCACAUCGUUUACUGUGGGGAAAUCAUACGAAAAUAGAGAUAUGA
This is a messenger RNA of Rotaria sordida, 2700 nucleotides long. NCBI's taxonomy places the organism in Eukaryota, Metazoa, Rotifera, Eurotatoria, Philodinida, Philodinidae. The record is from the annotation of a GenBank genome assembly.